CAAGGGGGAUUUAAACUUAAAAAAAUCCUUAGGAAGCAAGUGUUUACAUUCACCCGGUGAAAACUUUUGUGCCUGAGAGUUACAUGAUUAGAGUUACAUUAGGGGAAUGGUCUUUCAACGUCUUCCUGCCCCUUCUCAAGGGUCAAGAAGACAUUCUUCCACAGGGAGCAUUUUAUUUGGUGGAUAUGGGAGUUUUUAGUGCAGGAGAAUCCAGGAGCUAAAAGGCAUGCCAGAUCUUUCAUUACCUCAUUCUUUUUCCCACCCAGCCGUAUCUACAGAGUUGUCUACAUUUCUCCAAGAACAGCAGAAAAUGAACACAUUCCAGGUUGAACAGAAAUUCCAGGGAUCAGUAUCACUUAAAGAUGUGAUUGUGGGCUUCACCCAAGAGGAGUGGCAGCACCUGGACCCUACUCAGAGGUCCCUGUAUAGAGACGUGAUGCUGGAGAACUACAGCAACCUCAUCUCAGUGGGGUAUUGUGUUACCAAACCAGAAGUGAUCUUCAGACUAGAGCAAGGAGAGGAGCCAUGGAUAUUGGAGGAAGAAUUCCCAAGCCAGAGCUUCUCAGAAGUCUGGAAAGCUGAUAACCUGAAAGAGAGGAGCAGAGAAAACCAAGAUAAACAUUUAUGGCAAGUUAUAUUCAUCAAUAACAAAACACUGACUAAGGGACAAGGUAAUGUAAUAGGAAAUCCAUUUAACUUGGACACAAAUUCUUUUCCUUCCAGAAAAAUACUCUGCCAGUAUGACUUAUGUGGAAUGAGUUCAAACUAUAUUUCAGAAUUAGUAAUUAAUAAGAAAAACUAUUUAAGAAAAAAGCCUGAUGAAUUUAAUGUCCGUGGAAAAUUGCUAUUUAAUAUUAAGCAUAAGAAAACUCAUACUGGAGAGAAAAGUGAAGUUUUUCAAAAUAAUAAAACCCUUAGUCCUAAUGAGGACACUAUUCAGCACGAGAAGAAUCAAACUUCAGAGCAAAAUUUUGAGUAUAAUGUUUGUCAAGAACUCUUCCAUGAAAAAGUCGUAUUUAAUACACACAAGAGAGAAAACCCAGAAGGGAAUGACUAUGAAUAUGAUGAAUGUGGGAGAACUUUCUGUGAUAACUCAUCCCUCUUGUUCUAUCAGAUAGGUCCCUCAAGAGACAAUCACUAUGAAUUUAGUGAUUGUGGGAAAUCCUUAUGUAUGAAGUCAGCCCUCUUGAAACAUCAUGGAAUACAUAUGAAACCCUAUGAAUGUAAUGAAAGUGGGAAUAAUUUCAGGAGGAAGUUAUACCUCUCACAACUUCAGAAAACUCAUAAAGGAGAGAAACACUUUGAAUGUAAUGAAUGUGGGAAAGCUUUCUGGGAGAAGUUACAUCUUACUCGACAUCAAAGGAUACACACAGGAGAGAAACACUUUGAAUGUAAUGAAUGUGGAAAAACUUUCUGGGAGAAGUCAAACCUCACUAAACAUCAGAGAUCACACACAGGGGAGAAACCUCAUAAAUGCAGUGAAUGUGAGAAAGCUUUCAGCCACAAAUCAGCCCUCACAUUACACCAGAGAACACAUACAGGGGAGAAACCCUAUCAAUGUAAUGUAUGUGGGAAAACUUUUUACCAGAAAUCAGACCUCACUAAACAUCAGAGAACACACACGGGGUUGAAACCCUAUGAAUGUUAUGAAUGUGGGAAAUCCUUCUGUAUGAAUUCACAUCUCAUAGUACAUCAGAGAAUUCACACUGGUGAAAAACCCUUCGAAUGUCCUAAAUGUGGGAAAUCCUUCUAUCAAAAAUCACAUCUUUCACAGCAUCAGAGAACUCACAUAGGGGAAAAACCCUAUGAAUGUAAUGCUUGUGGGAAAACUUUCUACCACAAGUCAGUACUUACCAGGCAUCAGAUAAUUCAUACAGGUUUAAAACCUUAUGAAUGUUAUCAAUGUGGGAAAACCUUCUGCUUGAAGUCAGACCUCAUGGUACAUCAGAGAAUUCACACAGGGGAGAAGCCCUUUGCAUGUCCUGAAUGUGGGAAAUUCUUCAGCCAUAAGUCAACCCUCUCCCAACAUUAUAGGAUGCACACAGGGGACAAACCCUAUGAAUGUAAUGAAUGUGGAAAAAUCUUUUACAAUAAAUCAUACCUAACCAAACACAAUCGAACACAUACAGGGGAGAAGCCCUAUGAAUGCAAUGAAUGUGGAAAAACCUUCUGCCAGAAGUCACAGCUCACUCAACACCAGAGAAUUCACAUAGGGGAGAAACCCUAUAAAUGUAAUGAAUGUGGGAAAGCUUUCUGCCAUAAGUCAGCUCUAAUCGUACAUCAGCGAACUCAUACAGAAGAAAAACCCUAUAAAUGUAAUGAAUGUGGAAAAUCUUUUUGUGUCAAGUCAGGACUUAUUUUACAUCAGAGAAAGCACACAGGGGAGAAACCUUAUGAAUGUAACGAAUGUGGGAAAUCCUUUAGUCACAAGUCAUCCCUCACGGUACAUCAAAGAGCUCACACAGGAGAGAAAUCUUGUCAGUGUAAUGAAUGUGGUAAAAUUUUCUACCGUAAGUCAGACCUUGCUAAGCAUCAGAGAUCACACACAGGAGAAAAACCCUACGGAUGUAGCACAUGUGGAAAAACCUUCUCUCAGAAGUCAAACCUCGUUGUACAUCAGAGAACUCACACAGGAGAAAAAUCUAUGAAUAAAAUGUUCAGCCAGAAGCCAUCACCCACUAAAAUUCAGAGAAUUCACACAGGAGAAAGAUCUACUGACACUCUGAAUGUUCAGUAACCUUCAUCCACAAACUUGGCCUUAAUUUACUUCAAAGUAAUGAUGGGGAAAUAGAUUGCAACAAAUAUAGGACAGCCUUUGUUAAGAAGUGACAUUUGAUUGAUACUGACAUAAAACUUUACAGUUGGUUUGAAUUUGUGUAAGUUACUUGUAAAAAUCUAAACUAGCUUAAGUCAGUUUAUAUUGAGAAAUCUGGCCAUUUAAGAAAUACUUAUUUUAAAGUUUCUUUUGGAAAUAAUGUAAUAUUAAAAGUUGUGUUUUAGAUUUGAGACCAUACUUGUUUUCUGAAAAAAUAACAAAUAGUAAUAUAUAGACAUUUGUUGCAGAAUAUGAAGCUUAAAUUUUUUUUUUCUUUUUAGAAAUAGUUCAAGACUCAUAAGGAAUUGCAAAUAUAUUACAGAGAUUUCUUUUGUACCCUUUACCAAGUGUUCCGGAUUGAAUUUUUUCCCUCAAAAUAUGUGUUGUAAAUUCUAAACUCUAUACCUGUGGUUAUAAUCUCAUUUGGGAAUAGGUUUUAUUUGUUAUGUUGAUGAGACAGUAUUAGUAUAGGGUGUGUCUUAACUC
Messenger RNA from Trichechus manatus latirostris (Florida manatee), 3301 nucleotides. It is a transcript of the gene ZNF33B, whose product is annotated as zinc finger protein 33B. The coding region runs from base 227 to 2737 and encodes 836 amino acids. The record is from RefSeq and is a predicted model, not a curated record. The transcript has 4 exons. Gene Ontology annotation, biological process: regulation of DNA-templated transcription. Lineage: Eukaryota; Metazoa; Chordata; Mammalia; Sirenia; Trichechidae.